Trematosphaeria pertusa is the source of this 3636-nucleotide messenger RNA. RefSeq names its product Pkinase-domain-containing protein. Lineage: Eukaryota; Fungi; Ascomycota; Dothideomycetes; Pleosporales; Trematosphaeriaceae. Gene Ontology annotation, cellular component: nucleus; cyclin/CDK positive transcription elongation factor complex. Gene Ontology annotation, molecular function: ATP binding; RNA polymerase II CTD heptapeptide repeat kinase activity; cyclin-dependent protein serine/threonine kinase activity. Bases 1 to 3636 code for a protein of 1211 amino acids. Gene Ontology annotation, biological process: transcription elongation by RNA polymerase II; protein phosphorylation; positive regulation of transcription elongation by RNA polymerase II. The record is from RefSeq and is a predicted model, not a curated record. The transcript is spliced from 2 exons.
AUGGCUGGGUUGCGCCGGGCCCAGGAUAUAGAUCAGUGGAGACCAGAGGAACCGUCCAUCAGAGACAGAGACCGGGACCGCCACCGAGAGCGGAUUGUUGAGCCCAGGGCUGCGUCACCGGCGCCACGCGCUGCGAGGGACAGCUCCAGACGACGCACGCACGAAACCGACACUCGUUCAUCGACGAAGCACGCGAGGGACCGCUCGCGCGAAAGAAGCUUGAGCAGAGAGCGGACACGCCGUCGCAGCCGCGGGGAACCAAGGGACGACCGCUAUCGAACCUCACGAAGGGCACCCAGCUCAGACAGGGUUUCGCACUCGCACCGCCAUCACCACCACUCCCACCACCAUCGAGACACGACCCCCUCCUCCAAGCGACAUCGCACCCGCUCGCCAUCUCCGCAUCGAGACUCGCAUAAACGAAGCAGGCGCUACAGGAGUCGCAGCGCGGUUCGCUCGAGGUCGCGCACACGUCGUGCAGACUCAACCCACCGACAGACAGAUAGGGCAUAUUCACCUCGUCCCUCACGCUCUGACCGCGACCCACCUGCCCGACGCCCAACGCCGGACUCGUACAAGCCGGUCUUGACAUCCCGCCGCCGCUCGCCGUCAGUCGAGUCUUAUUAUAGGCCUGUCUCACAUCGAGAGCGGAAGAAGUCCGUUUCGCCAGACAGGAGGUCGCGGCGGGACCAGUCACCGAGGCGGCCCUCGCCAGGCAGACACCACAAGCGGCGCCGCACCCCGUCAGAAGAAGCCAGGGAAAGAAGGCAUCGGCCUUCUUCGGCCAGGAACCGAGAACGCAGCCGAAGUCGUCCAUCCCGACACGUCCGCUCUUCACCACGCAGGCGCUCACCAUCACCCGAACGGAGGAGAUCCCCGCACCGAGCCCGCUCCCCACGCGCAUCGAGCCGCCGUCGCUCCUCCCGUUCACCUCCCCACACAUCCCAACAUUCCAGAAGAUCAGACAAAGAGCACGAUACCGAUAAAACUGCGCCAGCAACCAGGACCACAUCCAGGAGAGGCUCACCGUUACCUGCAUCAGGCUACAACUCCGAUACAUCCAAGGGCAAAGAAGGGGACGCCAAGAUGAGGGGUGCUUAUCAUUAUCAAGGCCGCGGCGGAGCCCAUUAUUCCCACUCGCCGCCAUAUGCACCAGCGAACCAGUACUCGCCCCAAGGCCAGUCCCCAUAUCCGGGUGGAAGAGGAGGAUGGGGCGGCCAUCAGCAAUACCCCAACCAAGGUUCUCCAAUGCACGGUUACUCACCCAAUCAGUCUCCAUAUCAUCAGAAUUAUUCUCCCGGCCAUCAGGCGCCGUACAACUAUCCGAACCAAUCAUAUCCAGGCGGUCAGCCUGGUUUUCAAAACUCUCCCUAUCGAGGGGGCGGUUUCCGUGGCAAUCAUUAUAAUGGACCGGACAGGCGCAUGUCGGGACCCCCUUCGGCGCCCAGCUUCAUACCCGUAGCAGGUGGGCGAGGUCGUGGUGUUGCUGCUCCAACUCAAUAUUCCAAUCUUUCCUGGACUCCCACCUCUGGAACCAGGGGCGGUCGCCCGGCCACCGAGGCACCACGCCAUCCCGUUAGUUCCGCAGUGCAACAGACACAGACCACCCCAGCGACAGCUGACGCCCAAUCCUCUGCUGUGGACGCCGAUGAUAAUCCCUUUCGACCGUCAAAAGACCUCCGUGUGGAGGAUGAGGGCGCCAAGGAAGAGAAGAAGAUGCCACCUCCGACCAAGCUUCCAGUAACUCCAACGCAGCCGAAGUCAGGGUUCAGCUUCUCUCUCAAGACAAAGAACCCAAUACCUCCCACACCCAGCAAGGCUAAGCUGGGCCUGAUCCCAGACGAACAACCUGAACCGCCAGCAAAAGAAAAGGAGUCAAUUCUGGACCCGAAGGCAAAGGAGGCCGCGAAUCGAGAAUCGUCAAGGUAUCCGCCAGACUCUAAGAGCGACCGCGAUUAUAGAGACUCAGCGCGAGAUCGAGAUCGCGAUCGCGACCGUGAACGUGAACGUGAACGUGAGCGCGACCGCGAACGGGACUAUCGCGAGGCGGACCGUGGAUACGACAAAUACGGCAAGUACGAUAGCUACUACGACCGGAGGCCCGCAUACAGAGAUCCAAGAGAUAGAGACCCUCGCGAUAGAGAUCCUCGCGACAUCCGAGACCCCCGAGAUCCGAGCUACUAUCGUGAUAGAGAUUACCGAGAUCCUCGAGAUGUUCGUGAUCCGCGAGAUCCGCGCGACGUACGUGAGCGAGACCUACGAGACAUUCGCGAACGAGACACACGGGAUGUUCGGGACAUUCGGGAUACUCGCGACCCGCGCGACGUACGAGAUCCACGAGAUAUACGCGACGUUCGCGAUAGAGACCGCAGAGAUCCAUGGCCAGCCAGGCGCCCUGAGCCACGCCCUGACAGUCGUCCAGAUAGCCGGACAGAGCGACGGGAAGCCCCGCCUGAACCGCCCAAGACAAAGAUAAUCAGGAAGAAGCGCGAGAAGCCUCGUCCUACUCUUUCCUCAGAGUUUGCGGCGUCGGAGUCUGUAUAUUACCGGAAGCCAGGCAACGAGUCAGUAGUCGGAUCGGGCACAUAUGGAAAGGUUUUCAAGGGUGUCCAUGUCUAUACAAAGGACAUGGUUGCGCUGAAGAAGAUCAGAAUGGAGGGCGAACGCGAUGGCUUCCCUGUCACAGCCAUCCGUGAAAUCAAGCUCCUGCAGUCGCUCAACCAUGACAACAUUGUCAAGCUGCAAGAAGUCAUGGUGGAGAAGAACGAUUGCUUCAUGGUCUUCGAAUACCUAUCCCACGAUUUGACUGGUCUCUUGAACCAUCCUACCUUUAGGCUGGAGCAUGCACACAAGAAGGAUCUGGCGAAGCAGCUCUUCGAAGGGCUCGAUUACCUGCAUCGACGAGGUGUGCUCCACCGAGACAUCAAGGCCGCCAACAUCCUGGUCAGCAAUACCGGGCAGUUGAAACUCGCUGAUUUCGGCCUGGCGCGGUUCUACGCAAAGCGAGCCAAACUCGACUACACGAAUCGCGUCAUUACUAUCUGGUACCGCUCGCCCGAGUUGCUAUUGGGCGAAACGCAAUAUGGCCCUGCGGUCGAUAUCUGGUCGGCUGCAUGCGUCCUGGUGGAAAUAUUCACCAAGCAUGCCAUCUUCCCUGGCGAUGGGGGAGAGAUUAACCAGCUGGACAAGAUCUACAACGUGCUUGGGACGCCUACCAUUCAGGACUGGCCCGGCAUCGUCGAUAUGCAGUGGUUCGAACUACUCAGGCCGACUGAGCGGAGGCAGAGCACGUUCGCCGAGAAGUACAAGGACCGGGUGACACCGGCGGCUUUUGAGCUGCUGAGCGCGAUGUUUCUAUUUGAUCCAGCGGCGCGACCCGGCGCUUCUGAUGUGCUUGUGCAUCCGUACUUCACAACGGAAUCGCCUGCACCGAGACGAGCUGAGGCACUGAAAGAGCUAGAAGGCGACUGGCACGAAUUCGAAAGCAAAGCGCUACGGAAGGAGCGCGACAAGGAAGCGAGGAGAGCAGCUCGGGAAGAAUCGCAGCGGAAAGAAGGAGAGAAGCGUCGGGCUGAAUGUGCAGCAGAACCGGAGCGCGAAGCCAAACGAGUGCGCAGUGGCGAGGCGGCGAUGUGA